UGCCAACGUCGAAUGCUCCCUACUCAGACCGCGCAUAGUGAAGGAGUAUUAUUAAACCGCUCACCGCUGCAGUGAGUGUGCGUGUACGCCCCGGUCAAAUAUACAGCAUAACCUCGAUCAACAUGGCGUCAAGGUACUGGAAGUAUAUCAUCGCUGUUGCCGUCUUCAUGCAAUAUCUGGUGUCCCUCGGCCCCCUGUACAACUACAGUGUCUUUUUAGGGCCACUGCAGACCGAGUUUAAGACCAGUGCCGUUUUGACAGGAUGGGUGGGCUCGUUGGCCGCUGCCAUGCUUGGUACCAUGUCUCCCUUCACGGCAAUCCUGUCCUGGAAGAUUGGCAACGUGCGCGUGGUCUUCCUCGGGGUUAUUCUGUCGGCGGCCGGAUACCUGUCCACCUCCUUCAUCUCUUCGCUGCCCCAAGCCUACCUGACGUUUGGAUUACUGACGGGAGUGGGCGCAGGGUUCAUGGUCUGUGGGUCUGCCAGUGUGCUGAUGGAUUGGUACCUGGGACAAGGGGGCGCCUGUCGGUCAACAGGGGGCGCCAUGAUCGGCUCCUCCGCUGGUGUCAUGGUGGUGGGGCCUUUGGCCAAUUCGUUCACCGCAUCUCACGGCUGGAGGAGCACCUUCCGAUUUCUCAGCGGGGUCACGCUGGGACUCGGGCUGGUGACGGCCCUACCCUUCCUCAAGGCCGCGGAGGACCCGGCGAGUGAUCAAGACUGCACCAACCCUAAACCCGAAGUUCCCGUGGAGUCUGGAGCGCCUGACCAAGGUCAGGUAGCCGAUGAUCAGGCACGCAGCGGCUCCGACUUAACGGGAGAUGUCCCAAGUCGCGUUGGGAGUCUGAAGUCGUUCUGUGAGAAAGUGCUGAAUGUCGAGGUGUGGCUGUGGGUGUCAUCCAUCACCACCGCUCAGCUCGGCUGGACCUUUGCCAUUAUCAACUUCUCGAGCUUCAUGGAAGGGAUCGGGCUCUCUACCGAGAGGAUAUCAGUGGCCCUGACCGCCUCGGGAGCUGGCGAGAUCCUGGGCAAACUCACCGUUGCCGUGUUCGGGGAUCGUCUGCCGUGCCUGAAGCUGUACGUGGUGGUGGUGAGCUCGGUCGGCGGGGCUGUGAUUUCCGGCCUCUUCACCGUCUUUUCAGCAUUCUGGAGUACGGUCGUCUUGGCAGUCGUUUGGGGCUUCUGUCGUGGAGGUGUUCAUGGCGUGUGCUUCGCAGCUGCGGGUGAACUCUUCCAGAACUACAGCCCUCGCGCUGUUGUUGCCAUCGCUGUACUCGGCUUCGGAACGGGCGUGCUGAUUGGCUCUCCGUUGACAGGUGUAUUUUACGAUUUGACAGGCGACUACACCUUGAGCCUGUUCGUGGUGGUGGCGAGUUUCGUCGCGUCGGUGGUGUGUGCGCUGUUGAUUCCCCUCAAGAGGGCGCUCAUGUCCCGGGUAUUGUGCCGCCGGAGACCAGCGGAUGAUGCAAGUUCACAAACCCGUGGCAACAAUGCUAACAAAGACGAGGAUACGAGGGCUCCACCCACAGAGGAGAAUGUGCGAUAUCGAAGUGUGGGAGCCUCUAACAUGGCAUACGAGAUCGAAAGCAAAAUUUAAAUACGAUAAUUACGACAAAAUGGUUCGUUGUGCAUAUUGAUAUCAAUGGGCAUCAUGGGCCCUCAAGGGAUUGGGUAGGAAUGAAUCGAAAACGUCAUUGAUUGUACCAAGUCAUGAAAUAUGUUAUCAUAUUUUCAACGCAGAAUCGUAGAGGUAAGUUCGAUUUUAACGGGACUUUCACCCAAUGUUAAAAAUAACCUCAGGUGUUUGUACAUGUAUAAAGGAUAUGCGCUCAUUUAUUUCGUAGUUCUGUUUCUCUGUCCUUAUAUCGCAAGCCGCAAGCCAGGUAGCUUUUGCUCCCAGUUGGUGGUUGCUAUUUGCCCGUACACUUUCAGGUAAUGUCCUUGCUAUCAAAUACUCAGGCAACUGCUGUACAUUGUCAAGUGCUAUUGUUUGCACCAAGAAUGGAUCCCCAACCGAUUUUUUUUUUUUGGGGGGGGAAGGAUGAAAUUUAUUACUUUUGGGGUCAAAAGAUGCAACUAAAUAUAUCUUGUUUAUUUUCUGUGGCCCUUCUCAGUGGCGGAGGAAUGGAUAUUGAACAAGGCUAACAAAAACUUGCCUCCAAAAACCACACUACUGAAAGCUGGUCCUCCGCCAUCCACCCUUGGGUUGCACCGGACGUGCUUCGGUGAAAGUCAUCACGGUGAGGCGUAUACACUUUGCCUCCAAGUAGAAAUAACGGCUGGUGCACACGUUUAGCAUACUAGUCGUUUUUUCGCUUCAUUCAUGAAAAGUUAACUAUUGACCUGUUUAAUCUUUUAAUUUUUAUUCUACAAAUAAAGGGGUUUCAUGAAUAAUUUGUUGCCCCCAGAAGUGAUUGAUACUCUCUCGUAUUAUGUAUGAAGUUAUUUUUAACUUGGAAAGUUGAAGUUGGUUUAAUACUGUAUUAGACAUUGUAAUGGUUUAAAUAGUCAGAAAAUUCCAUCAUGGGAACAAAGCGAAUCGCGGAAGUGUUUGCAAUUUUAAACUAUUCAAAAUUUAAUUUAGAAUGAUCGAUUAACACAUAUAUUGAAAUUUGUUCCACUUAAAUAAAGCACGCAGAAGCCAGGAGAUUAGCUGAAAUAUUGCGAAACAAAAUUCGUUUGUAAAUAUGCAUCGUUUUGAGUGACUAAAAACUUAAGAAAUCCGUAAAAACGGUUUGAAACAGCCUACUCAUUGUAAAAUUUAAGUAAACACAAUGAUUUCUAUAAGAUUUUAGACAAAGAGAUAUAUUUUCGACAACUGAUAUAGGUCACCGUAGGUCAAUGGAAAUAAUUCACCAUUUCCCUGAAUGUGUAUUCAUAGCAAGAAAAAAAAGUUUGUCGUUGUAAUAAAUCGAGGCAUAACAGCAGCUGUAUAAAAUAUUUAGGCAUUUGUAUAUACUGUAUAUACCUACACGUAGCGAAUGUUGGAUGGAAAUGAAGCGUUAUAGAUCAAUAUCCUCUUUCGUGUUUAAUAUACGCAGAAGCAGCUUCCAAAUUGUGAUAAAACGGGUGUUGUGAGAUAUUAAACGAGGCUGUAAAAUGGA
This is a messenger RNA of Acanthaster planci (crown-of-thorns starfish), 3099 nucleotides long. RefSeq names its product monocarboxylate transporter 13-like. Gene Ontology annotation, molecular function: monocarboxylic acid transmembrane transporter activity. The record is from RefSeq and is a predicted model, not a curated record. Lineage: Eukaryota; Metazoa; Echinodermata; Asteroidea; Valvatida; Acanthasteridae. Gene Ontology annotation, biological process: transmembrane transport.